AUGCCACCACAUCUACAUCCUCGGUCGCGGUCAACGACCGGCCUAUUCGCCGGCACCCUCCUCGCAGGUCUCCUGGUGGUCGGCAUGCCGCAUGUCUUCCCCUGUCCUUCCCCACGACGCACCUUCGCCGACUCAGAGAUGGUCCUCACAGCCGAUGGACAACAAGUACCACGGGUCCGUCGGAGACGCCGCAAGGAUGCCGAAAUGGUCCCAGAAGGCAGUCUACCGGGUCACCCGACACCCGCCGGCUCUGUGGACGAUGAGGUCUCAACGUUCCUCCAAAUGGAGGAGGAAGCAGAGACUCUCUCCCAUAUCAACCGAGAAUGCCCUGUUCCCAAACCCAAAGGAGUUCUAGGGGAAUUGCUUGGGUUCCGCAAUGUUCAAGUGGACACCCAGCACCAGGCGAGCGGCCUGUCUAACGGAGAUCGAUAA
Molecule: messenger RNA, 432 nt
Organism: Penicillium soppii
Lineage: Eukaryota; Fungi; Ascomycota; Eurotiomycetes; Eurotiales; Aspergillaceae
Exons: 1
Coding region: 1-432 (143 amino acids)
Biological process (GO): mitochondrial respiratory chain complex IV assembly
Cellular component (GO): mitochondrial matrix
Source: RefSeq, a predicted model, not a curated record